CAGAUGUAAACAUUAACAGCAAAACACAGCAGUUGCAGAAGCUAGCACAUUUUACUAUUCAACCGACCCUAGCAUAGUCUGACACAUGCCCGUCGGUCCUGAUGGAUUUCGAGUGCCAAAUGCUAAUGAAGGUGACUCGAAAAAUAAAUUGGAAUGGCUGGUGGGGCCAGGGCAAGAUGAAUAUUGCCGUACUUUUGUAAUCAAUGAAGAAGACCACACACUAGGAAAUGCAUUGAAACACAUAAUUGUACAAAACCCAGCUGUCUCAUUCUGUGGAUAUACAGUGCCUCAUCCAAUGGAACGCAAAAUACAUGUUCGUAUACAAACAAAUAAAGUUCCAGCAGUCCAAGUACUUCGACAAGCACUAAAGGAGCUGAAGGAACAGAAUGAAUUUAUUAGACAAAUGAUUAAGGAUGAAGUUAAAAGAUAUCAGGAGGCUCAUCCAGAGGAAGAGAAUAUGGAAUGAUUAUGUCUGAUUAAGAAGUAAUGAUUAAGUUGUAUGUCAUUAAGUAGAGUUUAGGUACUCUUAAAUAAAAUGUCAUAAAAAA
This is a messenger RNA of Penaeus vannamei (Pacific white shrimp), 548 nucleotides long. RefSeq names its product RNA polymerases I and III subunit AC2 l(2)37Cg (gene Polr1D). Gene Ontology annotation, cellular component: RNA polymerase III complex; RNA polymerase I complex. NCBI's taxonomy places the organism in Eukaryota, Metazoa, Arthropoda, Malacostraca, Decapoda, Penaeidae. Gene Ontology annotation, biological process: DNA-templated transcription. Gene Ontology annotation, molecular function: protein dimerization activity; DNA binding. The record is from RefSeq and is a predicted model, not a curated record.